Scylla paramamosain (green mud crab) is the source of this 6902-nucleotide messenger RNA. Its product is annotated as prominin-1-like. Gene Ontology annotation, cellular component: membrane. The transcript is spliced from 26 exons. Lineage: Eukaryota; Metazoa; Arthropoda; Malacostraca; Decapoda; Portunidae. The record is from RefSeq and is a predicted model, not a curated record. The coding region runs from base 375 to 3788 and encodes 1137 amino acids.
GGGUUCGUGAUUUUCGUUCGGUGUGACGUAGACUAAAGGCGAACAGUCCUGAGGAAGUCUUUAAACAUCAGGCGAUUUUGCUAAGCUUGCGAAGCCAAAGCAGUCACAGGGUCAAGGUGGAGCGGCGGUGUAGCAAAAUAUCCGCAGGCGAAGACUUGCUGAACGUGACGGCGCAACACUGAGAGCGUGAUGGUGCUGGUGUGAGGUCCUUCAGGCGGCCGAGCUGACUCCCUCACCUGCCCCUCACCUGCCUCACGUCCCGCCGCCACCAUGGCCUCCCCUCGCCGGGUCCUGCUGGCCACGCUCACACUGCCCCUCCUCCUGCUGGCGGCGCAGACGGAUGCCAACUCCCCCUUGAGGACCCCGAGUUGGACAUGCUGCUGGAGCCUUCCCCUGUGGCUGCCACCGCUGUAGCCGCCUCUGAGGACACCCGCCUCCUUCAGGACGUGUACGAGAACUCCGUGUCCAGGAAGACGGUGACGCAGGAGCCCCAGCCGACGCGGGAGCAGGUGGAGGAGGUUGUGACGACGAGAACCCGCGGAGGGAAGAGGAGGAGGAACAGGAAGAAGAAGAAGGAGGAGGCUCGCGCUACUGAGGCUGCGGCUGUGACUACGACAACCGUGGCGGCGACGCUGACAGCGGAGGUGACGACUGGGCUGGAGAAGGUGGAGGCGGCGGAGGCCACGGCGACAGCCCAAGCCAGCAUGGAGGAGGAGCUGGUGGUGGACGCCCCCAGAAUCUCCUACAGUCGCGCCUGGGUCAACAAGUCCUACAAGGCGAAGGAGGAGUUCAACCCUCGAGGCAUGGAGCACCUGUACCUCAUCACCAACUUGUUCCUCCACCUGGUGCACCGCGAGAGGGAGGUGCCCCGCGAGCUUGAAUCUCUCGUGGCUCAGGAACUGCAGCAGGUGGAUCUGGACAAGAAGCAAGGGAUGCGCAUCGUGUCUGAACUGGAGGCGAACUGGGACGUCCUUCUGAUCCACUACAUUGGCUUGGUGGCGCUGGUGGUGCUGGGGGCGCUCAUAGUGGUGGUUAUGCCCCUCGCUGGCCUCUUCUUCGCCUGCUGCCGCUGUGCCGGGCGGUGCGGGGCCCAGGAGCCGCACUACGAUAAGAAGAGGGACCCAUGCAAAAGAGCCACGCUGGGCACUCUUCUUGCCAUCAUUGUUGUUGUGAUUCUCCUGGGGUUGGUGUGCUCCUUCGUGUCCAACGCCCGCAUGGAGGAGGGCGUGCAGAGCCUGCCCAAGAAGUGGUCAGUCUCUGUGCACGACACCAAGCUCUUCUUCAACAACACAGACAACGAGGUACAGAACUUGCUGGUGAGGAACUACAGGGAGCUGGAGAGUGUCCUGUACAACAAGCUGGACAGUAGUGGAGAGCUGGUGAAGAGUGAGCUGGCAAGGGUGACCAAGGCUGUGGCCAUUGACAACCUGACAGCCAUUGCCUCCAGCCUCUCAGUGAUCAAGCAGGACCUUGGGGAGAUCAAGAACACCACCAUCCAGCUGCAGGACCAGACAUCCAACCUGCGCAGUGGGCUGGAGGAUGUGGCGUCGCGGCUGAAGGAACUGUACAACUCCUGUGAGUCUCUGCCUGAGUGCCGACAGCUCAUCACCAAGUAUGCUGACAAGCUCACCAUCAACAAUGACUUUGAUCAGUAUCUGAAGACCGAUGUUUUGCCUCAGCUUCCAAAUGUUGAGUCAAAGCUGGAGGAAGUGUCAAACUUGAUAGAGAAUGACAUAGAGAUAGUGGUGAAGCGAGGGAAGCGCUCCUUCGACUCUAUAGCCACAGAGAUCCAGAAUAAGGUGCAGAGAUCAAUACCUGAGAUUAAGGCAAAGAUUGUGGAUGUAGGUGGCCAGUUGGAAGACGCUGCCGAGAAGAUCCACCGUUUCCUUCAGCCUGUUGAUCUGAGUGAGUCACAGGAACCCAAUUCAUACCCUGAGGAGCCCAACACUUACCUGCGGCAGAUCAACGCUUACCUGAGGGUGAUGCAAGAUGGGAUAAAUGAAUAUGCCAUGUACAGAUACUGGGGCUCCAUGGGAUUAUGCAUCCUACUGCUGGUGAUCACACUGUGCUUCACACUGGGGGUGGUGUUCGGCUGCUGUGGCCGCCGCCCCGACGAGGCGUCCUCCUGCCACAAGUCCACGGGGGCAUCCUGGCUCAUGUGUGGUGUCGGCUUGACAUUCCUGUUCUCUGCGGUGAUCAUGACUUGCACCACUGUCCUCUUUGUGGUGGGCAGUGCAAGUGAGAUCCUGGUGUGUGAUCCGCUCAGGGACCCUAUGCACUCUGAGGUGUUCUCUAUUGCUGCGGAUUUCUCAAACCUGGAGCAUUUGUAUCCUCCUGGCAAGGCACCCAAACUCACUGAAAUAAUAAGCAAGUGCCACAGAAACUUGAGUAUGCACACAGUACUUAGCCUGGACAAUAUUGAGAGUAAUCUGGCCAAGCUUCAGGACUACAAGAACAGACUUAACUUGCAUGAAAAGAUUGCCCAGUUGAAGCGUGACAUUCGCGUCAACACCAAUGUGGAGAUCUUGUCCCAGAAUGCUAAGGAGCAGCUGUGGGACCUGGCCAACUCCUCUGUGGCUGACAAGGAUACCUGGACCUACUACACUGACAUUUUGGAGAAGAAAGUAUUGACUAUAGACCUGAUGGAGCUGGCAGCACUCCUCAACCAGACAGCUGGUGGCCACCACCAAGUGUCUGUUAAACUCAAGAACGGUGCAUUGUUUUUGGAGGGCCUCCAGCGUUGGGUGACAUCCAUCGGUUCCUUGACAAGGGACCUGAAGAGGACCACAGCUAGACUCAACGAGCACCUCAAGUUUAAUAAGACCAGCUUGCGGGAGGCAAUUGUUGACCUCAUCAGCCAGGCAGAGUUUGCUCAGUACUACCUGCAGGUCAACGGCUCCCGGGAAGUGACUGAGCUGGUGGAGAGGUUCUCUGAGGACUUCCUGGCUGAUGUGGAUGAGUAUGUGCACCAUGUACAGACAGCAGUGGAGAAUGACGUGGGCCGAUGUGGCCCUGUGUCCACCAUCUACAAUGCCACCACCUCCGCUGUCUGCAAGGACAUCAUGUACCCCUUUAAUGGUUUUUGGGCCAGCGUUGGGUGGGUGUUCUUCUUCUUCAUCCCAGCAAUGAUCCUUGCUGUGCAUCUCUCAUCGCUGUACCGCAAGACAGAGCCAUACCCUGGACCCCUCAAUGAGUCCGAAUACUUGUAUGAUGCAUAUGAUGAGAGGAACAGCUUUCCUAUGUCCAACCAAGAAUCCAUGUAUGACGCAUAUGCUGAAAGGGACAACAUCCCCCUCACCACUAAGGCGAUGGAAAGGCGUGUCGUACUCGUCAGCAGUGCAUAUGACAAGAAGCAGCGGAGGCGUUCCCGCGAACACGAAGGUUACGUGAGCAGCAGCUACACCGCAGACCAACCGUACAGCGGAUCACGAGCCUCGCCGCCCCGCAAUGAAUACAUCAACACCACUGACUGGGCAGACUACCCUCCCAGUGGCGGGCCCCCACGCUACACCAGUCAGCCCAGCCUCUCCCCAGAGUACGAGAGACCGCCUCCAUAUUAUUACCCCGGGCCUGGGCCGCAGUACUAUGGGGGACCUCCCCCGGGGGCUGGGCCCGCUGCCGGGGGGAUGCAGGUUCACCCCCCCCCUCCAGGCAACCCCCCACCCGGGCCUCAAGGUCCUACAAACUUCAUCCAUGGCCCUGCCCCUUGGAACCCACAACAGCGCACCAUCAAUCUUGGCGGCUGGAAGAUCUCGCCGGCCUACUCUCGGGACGAAUAUGAUGCAUAGUGGCCAGGUGUUGGCCGGCUGUCUGCACCUGAGGCGUAGAGGAUCUCAGGACAGAGUCUGCGGUGCCCCCAAGUGUUCUGAUGGGUGGCCAUGACACCAGACCUUGUGUUCCCCCCCACCCAGCAACCCUCCCCCAGAAGGCAUCACACAAAAUACUUUGGAGAAUCUCCUUUAUAGCUUUUAUAUAUAUACAUAUAUAUAUUAGGCCAAAGUUUCCUUUCCUUAGUUAGGCUGAUGUGUAUCCACAGUCCAGUGUUCUGAGUGUUCCACAGAACAUUCCAUUUCUUAACACCACCAACAGGAUUUCUUUUUAACUUAUUAUCAAGAAAAGCAACAGAAUGUUAGAGGUAUUUAUUGCUCGCAACAUGCCAUUUCUAGUGACAUUGGUUGUUCAGUGUACACACACACACACACACACACACACACACACACACACACACACACACACACACACACACACACACACACACACACACACACACACACACACACACACACACACACACACACACACACACACACACACAUUAUGUAUGCUUUUCUCACUCAUUUUCAUGUCAAUUAAAGCUGACACAUUUGUAAAACAAAACAAAUUAUUAUCUUGAUUACUUAACUUGUCCUCUCCCUCCUUCAGAGAUCAGAAAAAGGCUGACCCUUGAUCCAAAUUACUGAAAUAUUGCCUUCCUAAUAAUAAAUGCACUACAGUGUAUUAAUCACCAGUCUGACUGAGAAAAUUUAAACAGGCUUUUCACACACACACACACACACACACACACACACACACACACACACACACACACACACACACACACACACACACACACAAUAAAUAUUUUGACUUAUCACCUGUCAGUUUCAUACCUGUUGAUAUGCUGUGAAAAGAAUUGUAUUCAGACUGCCAAUAUCUGUCUAUUUGUUGAAUGUUUGUAGAUUUUCAAAGCUUAAUCUACAGCUGCACAUAGAAAUGUAUUUCUGAAAAUAGCUGAUUUUAGGAGGUAGAUACAUAAUUGGGUUUGGCGAACAUCCAAUACAGUGAUAGGAUACUGCUAAUAAGCAAUAGGACUACGAAAAAAAAAAAAAUAUAAUAGAUUUUGUGAUUCUGCCAUGUUUGAGCAAACUAAUGCUUUAAUUUCAUGUUCACUGGAAGAAAAAGCUGCUUGAUGUUAGUUGGCCAAUACCUGGCUCUGUAAUAUGUGGUCUUCAGCCUUUUCUUCAUAACACGUGUAGGUUUGAGCUAGGCUGUCCUGGGUGUCCACACACGAUGGGGAUGCAGAACACACCAACACACUCUGACUUGGUUCAGCUGUCACAUUGGCAGUUAUAAAAAUAAAACUGUAUUCCCACUAUUUUGGGUCUCCAUGCAGUAUCAGUUGAGUAACAAAAGAAUGCUUCAUUGGAGUCUGGUGUUGUUGCCAAGUGUCUCCUGUAUGGUGUUUUCUACAGAGGCUCAGUCACGUGUGGAUGCAGAAAUGUGCUUAUUCAGAUGUUCUGGAUAAUAAUUGUGAUAAAAUCAACAGUUGUUCAUUAGUUUUCCCAGGAGAGCUCAGCUCCUUGCAAAAGUAGAGUGUGACCUACAUCUUGUCCCGUUGUGUUACCACUGAUGGUCUUGUCACAAUUGCUUUUAGGGUCUGUAUUCAGCAACUCUUGUUACCAUGAUCAUAAGUGUCAAAUACUGUUUGGUACUGACUAAAUGUUAUAUACUGAGUUCAGUAAGUAAUGUUUGAUAAUCUUUGUAUAUUAGGCACAGAGUAAACCCUCCAGGUAGUUUUUGAAAACACCUAAUGACAGUAAUUACCAUAGACUAUAAUAGUUUAUCACUAAUCUUGGACAUGUGGCUCUGCCAGCAGAAAGAUGUUUUGCUCAGUCAAAGUCCUCAGCUGCGUGGCUCUGGACUGUAGGUCUCUGUAUGUUCCAUACUAAAAGAGAUCUGUGCAAAAUAACUUAACUAGUAGUGAGAUUUGCAAUCUGACAUUUUAUGUAUUUGAAAGCCUUCUGUAGUUGUUUCUUAUUGUUUUCCUUCGAGGCAGUUUUACAGAUUUUGUGGUCCUGAUGGGAUCCUGAAAAUACUCUGUAUAUGUUGAACUAAAUGUCACCUGGAGAAGAGAUUCCAGGCCCCUUUCCCCCUGGAGAAGGUGUGGACCAGCGUGAGGAUGCUGCCUGGCUCACCAUUUUGUUUAAUUUGCAAGGUGUUAAUGUUUGGAGCUGGAAGAUGGCACAUAGACUAGUAAAGACAUUUGAUAUAAAUAAGAUGGAAUUUUGUGAUAAUACGGAUUCCGAUGUUAGAGGUGUGGAUAUAUAACUUUAAACUCUUUGUGUAAACUUUAAUGUAUUUUGGAAUAAUGAACAUGAAUGUUCAUUUGUUGACUAGAUUCUUCAAGGAAUCUUGGUUAGAUGAUUAAUGAUUUUGUCCAAAAAAUUACUUCCUUUGCUUUUAAUAAUACGUAUGUGUGUUUGAAAUGCAUAUUUAGGUAGGAAUGUGUUGAUACUCCUUAUUGUCAAGACUGUGUUUUCCAAGGUUAGGAAGUAAGUUUUCAGACGGGAGGUGUUUGGGUUGCACCAAGGCCAGUGCCACCGCCAGACUCUCCUCUCCCCUGGCUGGUCGCCUCCCCCCAUUCACUGUCAAUUCUGGAUUUGUCACUUUCUAAAUGCCAUAUGAAUAUAAUUGCUCAUUAUGUUAACUAUUUAUGUAGAUACCUAGUGUUUGAUAUUGUUUUUAGAUUUUCUACAGGAACAAAUUCUCAAGCAAUGGGAAUAGUGGGUCAUUGCAGGAACCUGUAGACCUCUCAAGUGAAGCUUGUGUGUGUAGGUGUCCAAGGUAAGGGUUCAUUCUGUCAUCAUGAGCAAUAGACCAAGUGAUUGUGUGUCAUAUAACAUUUACUCGUAGUUCCAUACCAAAAUGAUUUACAGUAUUUAACACAACACCUAUUCAUUGUUGUUUUCAAGUGUUUAUGAAUGUGUACAUAUAUAUAAAUAUAUAAAUAUAUACAUAUAGAUCAGGUGUGAGGAUGAGUGUUGGUCUCAUACACUGUAAGAAGUACCUAUGUCCCAUGUGAUUUUUAUAUUAUUCUGCAGUUUUCCUUGUCAGGUCUAAUAAUACAUGAACCAUUUUAUAAU